Messenger RNA from Cicer arietinum (chickpea), 818 nucleotides. RefSeq lists its product as uncharacterized. Lineage: Eukaryota; Viridiplantae; Streptophyta; Magnoliopsida; Fabales; Fabaceae. Gene Ontology annotation, molecular function: structural constituent of ribosome. Gene Ontology annotation, cellular component: ribosome. The record is from RefSeq and is a predicted model, not a curated record. Gene Ontology annotation, biological process: translation.
CUGUCGUCUCUUAUUAUUCCAUCUACCCUUUCACCCAAAACCCCAAAUCCCCAAAACCAUCCGCACCCAACCACCGACCUUCCACUUUCCGGCAGCAUUUUCCGGCAACCCGGCACCGUCCUUCCUUCUUUCUCAAUCGUUUAGUUCUGAUAUGAACUCAGUUGUCAGACGUUUAUCAAGCUUAUUCAGACAGUCAGGUUGCGCAACUGAACCUUUUAAUGCGCAGCAUCAUCAACUGCAGCAGCUUCAGCCAUGCAGAGGCAUACGAGUGCAGGUCUAUAAUGGAAACCUGGAAGCGGCAUUGGCAUUGAUGCAGCGUAAGAUGACAUCAAGUGGAAUCGAGAGGAUGAUAAAGCGUGAACAGAGAUUCCAUAUAAAAAACUCUGAGAAGCGUGUUUUAGCCCGAAAGAACUUGGAGUGUAGGCUUCGAUCGGAGGAUCUUGCUAGGAAACUCAAGGCCAUUAUGAUCAAGAAAGUCAGGGGUCUUUAAGAAUGUUGCACUGCUACUGAGAAAAAAAUGGUUGGUGUAAGUUGCAGUUAUGCAGUAAUUUUGUAGGUGACAACAGCAGUUGAAACACACUCUUGCAAAUUGUGCAUGGAGUAAUAUGUACUUUGGUAGAUGUGAUUUUAUGUAUGAGAUGCAUGGUUUCAAUCUAAUCAAUUAAGACGAAUAAAGUAGGCAUUUCAUGAUGUGAGCAUCACAAUGUUCUUUAUAUUUGGUUAAAUCCUGAAUUUGGGUGAAUAAUAUGUUGAAUUUUCUGCUAUGAUGGAAACUGGAAUUUUCUAUAGGCAUUUCAUUGAAUUUUCAAGCAACUACA